CGUUUUGCAUCACCAAUCUUGUUCUUAUCAUUUUGGGACGGCACCUGCACAGAAGAAGAAGAAGAAGAAGAAGAAGAAGAAGAACGAUAGUAAUGGAAAUCAAGCCCGGUUUGUCAGCACUCGUUACCGGUGGUGCCUCUGGAAUCGGCAAAGGUCUUGCACUAGCUCUUGCAGAGAAGGGUGUAUUUAUCACGAUCGUGGAUUUCUCUGAAGAAAAGGGAAGACAAGCUGCAAUCCUCGUCGAGAAAAUUAACUCCAAUUUUCAUUCUAAGUUAGGAUUUCCGUCUGCCAUAUUUGUGAAAUGUGAUGUGAGUAAUGCAAGGGAUCUAGCUGCUGCAUUUGAAAAGCAUUUUUUGACAUAUGGAGGACUAGACAUUUGUAUUAACAGUGCGGGGAUUAGUAGUUCUGUACCAUUCCGUGAUGAUCAAACGGAUGGCACCCGAACAUGGAGAUACACUGUUAAUGUGAAUUUCACUGCUGUUAUUGAUUCCACUCGCCUUGCGAUUAAAAUCAUGGAAGCUUCCAAAAGGCCUGGUGUGAUUAUCAACUUGGGUUCUGCUUCUGGUCUUUAUCCAAUGGUGGCUGACCCAAUUUACAGUGGCUCUAAAGGUGGUGUUGUUAUGUUUUCUAGAUCACUUCGUCUAUACAAACGUCAAGGAAUUCGAGUCAAUGUGCUUUGCCCUGAGUUUGUUGAAACUGAGAUGGGAAAUAAGAUUGAUCCCAAGAUCAUCAAUUUGAGUGGGGGCUUUGUACCUAUGGAAAUGGUGGUGAAAGGUGCUUUUGAGCUCAUUAUGGAUGAAAGUAAAGCUGGUCAUUGUCUGUGGAUUACAAAUCGUCAGGGCAUGGAGUACUGGCCCUCUCCAUCUGAAGAAGCAAAGUACUUGAUACGUUCCUCUCGUUUCAGGAGAAGAUCCGAUUUCAAAGCUCCAUUAAUUAAAAUUCCUGAGAGUUUUGAGAAAAUAGUUGUUCACACCUUGACUCACAACUUUCGGAAUGCUACCAGCAUAGUGAGAACACCUCUGAGAUUACCUGUCAAACCAAAACAUGUUCUUGUUAAGAUAAUUUUUGCUGGUGUCAAUGCUAGUGAUGUAAAUUUUAGCUCAGGCCGCUAUUUUGGUGGCAACAACAAUGAUGUUGUUUCUCGUCUUCCAUUUGAUGCAGGAUUUGAGGCUGUAGGGAUAAUUGCAGCAGUUGGGGAUUCUGUCACUGACUUGAAAGUUGGUAUGCCUUGUGCAUUCAUGACUUUUGGAGGCUACGCUGAAUUCUUAAUGAUUCCUUCAAAACAUGCUCUUCCGGUGCCUAGACCAGAUCCUGAAGUUGUUGCCAUGCUUACAUCGGGAUUGACUGCCUCAAUUGCUCUAGAAAAGGCAGGACAGAUGGAAUCUGGAAAAGUGGUCCUUGUUACUGCUGCGGCAGGAGGAACGGGGCAAUUUGCUGUUCAGCUAGCAAAAUUAGCAGGAAAUACAGUGGUUGCAACUUGUGGAGGUGGGGCAAAAGCCAAGCUUCUGAAAGAUUUGGGAGUUAACAGAGUCAUAGACUAUCAUAGUGAAGAUGUAAAAACUGUUCUAAGGGAAGAGUUCCCCAAAGGUAUUGACAUCAUCUAUGAGUCUGUUGGCGGUGACAUGUUAAACUUGUGCUUGAAUGCUUUGGCUGUUCAUGGACGACUCAUUGUUAUUGGCAUGAUUUCUCAGUAUCAAGGAGAGAAGGGUUGGACGCCAUCAAAAUACCCUGGACUAUUGGAGAAGCUCUUAGCAAAGAGCCAAACAGUGUCUGGCUUUUUCCUGGUGCAAUAUGGUCACUUGUGGCAAGAACAUCUUGACAGACUAUUUAAUCUUUACUCUUCGGGAAAGCUAAAGGUUGCUAUUGAUCCAAAGAAAUUUAUAGGCCUGCAUUCUGCUGCAGACGCUGUUGAAUAUCUCCAUUCAGGCAAAAGUGUUGGGAAGGUUGUCGUCUCCGUGGACCCAAGCUUCCUUCCUCAAGUGGCCAAAUUGUGAAUCAACCCAUGUCAAAUGACCUCACAGAUUAUAUUAUAGCUCUUUCAAAUUAAAAAGGAUAAGUUAAACGUGCAGCUCUUGUGCAAGUAAUUUUGUCGAAUGUUUCUGAAAUUUGCUGCAUCAGCUCAAUGCCAAAGCUGAAACGUUCUCAAUGCUUUUUCAUUUUUUAGGUUACUUAUGCAAUUGUGAGUUUAAAAAAUAAAAAUCUGUAAGAAAAUGGAGCAAGGUAUACCACCUUUACGUUCAUAGUUUAUACUAUAGAACACCUUUCAUAUCAUGAACAAUUGUAUAUUUUGACUCUCGGUGAAAACUGGCCACUCUUUCCUUUAUUUGCAUUGUUACUUAAAAAGUUGAAACUGUUGUUCAA
This is a messenger RNA of Glycine soja, 2361 nucleotides long. Its product is annotated as prostaglandin reductase-3-like. Gene Ontology annotation, molecular function: zinc ion binding; oxidoreductase activity. The record is from RefSeq and is a predicted model, not a curated record. Gene Ontology annotation, cellular component: mitochondrion. Lineage: Eukaryota; Viridiplantae; Streptophyta; Magnoliopsida; Fabales; Fabaceae. The transcript is spliced from 18 exons. Bases 93 to 1994 code for a protein of 633 amino acids.